CUCGAGGUUGCCUCCGCGACGCGGUCGGGUACAGUAAUAACAUGGUAUAAAACUUUGGCAUAUAAAUCACCCUAAUCUCGAAAUCGCUGUCAGUGAAACUAAUCAUCCCUCCACGCCACACUCUCCCUCUCCUCUCCCUCAUCAGCAGCGUCCACUACAUGUCUUCAAAGCCGAGUGCUAUCAUUUUCGGUGGUCUAAAUACAUGUUCACGAGCACUAGCAGCAUUACUUGUCCCACCUGAGGGGGAGAGACUCGUUUCGCACCUUCGUAUCGUUGAUAGAUUCUCCGUUAAUCCGCCCACAACAUAUCUGGGCGCAGAGUUCCCAAAGGUCCUGGCUCAACCCGAUGUUGAAUAUCGGCAAGCUAAUCUAACCAUUCCUUCUGUGGUAGCGUCUGCCUUCGAUCCCCCGCCAGGCAAGGCACCCUACUCAUACGUCUUCGAUCUCACCGGUGAGAUCAAUCAUGACCGCAGUGAAGUUAUUGCCAUCAAAUUGACUUUCAACGUCGCUCGCAUCAUCGGUCUGGAGGCUGCCCGUAGAAAAGUCAAUGCUUACGUACGACUACAGCAACCCGUGUAUGAAACCUCAGACAAGGGUCCGCAUGACGAGAAGGAAGAUGUCAAGCCUGUGCGACCAUUAGAUGUCUGGUGGCAUGAAACUCUUCGAAUGCUAGCUUCUAUUGAUGACCUUCCUCUUGUCGUCCUGCGAAUUGGAUUUGUAUAUGGCCCUUACGUCGAGUUCGGACUCUAUCCACUAGUGAUCACCGUUGCGUCCAUCUACGGUUACAUGAAUAAACCGAUGAAAACACCAUGGGGCCCGGGAAAAGAUGGCGUCAACACAGUACACAUAGAUGAUGUUUCAGGCGGUUUAUGGGCAUGUGCCAAGUGGAUAGCCUCACUUGGCCGUCAGCAGGCAAAUUUAACUGCGGGAGAGAAAAUCUAUUUUCAUAAUGACAGAACCAAGGUCAAGGAUACCGAGGGCACGUGCAUACCUGAUGCGCAACCCGUAGCACCUGUCUUUAACUUGGUUGACGACUCAGAGAUGACUAUGGCUAAGGGAGGGUCAAUGAUCACAGAAUUUUUCGGCACGACGUUUGAGUUUUACUCAUUCUUUGAAAAUGCCAUGGCAAAGCUCAAACUCGACGACGUUGUCGAAGAAAUCAACGAGCACCACGUUGGUACCUGGACUGAAAUGCUUCAGACAUCCAAUCCUCCGAUUGUACAGACCCCACUCGAUGCCUAUAUGGACCACUGGGCCCUAUCACGGCGCAAACUUUCCUAUAACAACAGCAAAAUCAAGAAAGUCAUCGGAUACAAGCUCGUACGUCCACAGUUCACGCACGACGCGCUCCGCGAAGUGGUGGAUAAGUGGAAAGCGGAGGGCUCUUGGCCAGCACUUGAAGGCCGUUAAAUUAUUUCAUGAACGACCGUCGGUGUGUGCAUUUAUUUGAUAAAUUGCUUUGUUGUGAUUAUAGCCUGGAAUGUUUUUUGUUGUUAACCUUCUCUCCUGCAUUCUAUAGUCGUAUUCAUGUUCUCUACGCACCGUGAUCGCUCAUCAUGUCACUGUCCAUAUUUGUUGUAUCUUGCUUGUUUGCUAUACGUACUCACUAAUAUUGUGGUCAAUAAUGGAAUAAUGUCGUGUUAUAAUUUCAUCGAAGUUUUUCAGUUU
Messenger RNA from Suillus fuscotomentosus, 1667 nucleotides. RefSeq lists its product as uncharacterized. Lineage: Eukaryota; Fungi; Basidiomycota; Agaricomycetes; Boletales; Suillaceae. The transcript is spliced from 11 exons. The record is from RefSeq and is a predicted model, not a curated record. The coding region runs from base 159 to 1409 and encodes 416 amino acids.